This is a messenger RNA of Epinephelus lanceolatus (giant grouper), 6120 nucleotides long. It is a transcript of the gene sema5ba, whose product is annotated as sema domain, seven thrombospondin repeats (type 1 and type 1-like), transmembrane domain (TM) and short cytoplasmic domain, (semaphorin) 5Ba. Lineage: Eukaryota; Metazoa; Chordata; Actinopteri; Perciformes; Serranidae. Gene Ontology annotation, cellular component: plasma membrane. Gene Ontology annotation, molecular function: semaphorin receptor binding; chemorepellent activity. Gene Ontology annotation, biological process: neural crest cell migration; axon guidance; positive regulation of cell migration. The record is from RefSeq and is a predicted model, not a curated record.
UCCGACGCUCUCGGAGAGGCAGAGCGCAGUAGUCGGCUGCAGGUCGCUCGGAGAGAGACGCACACAGCGGCUGAGGACACAGCACUAGAACCUGUCUCUAUUCUGUCUCUACUGCUCACUGUGCGAGUCUGAUUGUCUCCUCUUCUCUGCCUGGCUUUAUCUUCAACUCUGGGAAUACAAACAUCAGCGAAGAUUCAGUUUGAAAAGGACAGACGGCCCUCUCAGCCCCCCACCCCCCACCCCACCCCACACACACACCCCAGUGAUGCUUAGCUGCUGUAUCCCAGAGGCCCACCUUGGCAGUUAGAGGAGAGGUUAUCACCAUGACAGCGUCCUCGCAGGACUCCACCCCCUCGUCUAUGGCCGGCCUCUUCCUGCUCCUCCUCCUCCUCCCAGCUGUCUUCACGCAGAACUCGGCUGCCCCGGCGACCCUGUCGUUGUUUGACCCGCUGACCCAACCGGAGUGCACGAAGAAAGAACAUCCAAAGGUUUCCAUCCAAGCGCUCAGUCCGUGGAUUUCCAUUUUCUCCCACCCCGGCGUGAGAGACUUCUCCCAGCUCACCCUUGACCUGACUAGGAAUGAGCUUAUUGUGGGUGCCAGGAACUACCUGUUCAGACUGGACCUCAGCAACAUGUCGCUGAUACAGGCGACAGAAUGGGCACCGGACGAGGAAACCAGGAGGUCCUGUCAGAGCAAAGGCAAAACAGAGAUUGAAUGUCAGAACUACAUCAGAGUCUUGUUGGUGAACAAGACGGAGGUCAUGACCUGUGGAACCAAUGCUUUCCAGCCGCUGUGUAUUACCAGAGAGGUGGGCAACAUGAGCAGCGUGCUGGAGCGGGUCAAUGGUGUGGCACGCUGCCCGUACGACCCUCGUCACAACUCCACAGCGGUGGUGACAGAGAGCGGAGAGCUGUACGCAGCCACCGUCAUCGAUUUCUCCGGCCGUGACCCCGUCAUAUACCGCAGCCUGGGCGGCAUGCCGCCUCUCCGGACCGCACAGUACAACUCCAAAUGGCUCAACGAGCCCCACUUCAUCUCAGCCUACGACAUCGGCCUCUUCACCUUCUUCUUCCUGAGGGAGAACGCAGUGGAGCACGACUGCGGGAAGACCGUCUACUCCCGCGUGGCACGAGUCUGCAAGAACGACAUUGGUGGGCGGUUUCUGCUGGAAGACACCUGGACCACGUUCAUGAAGGCGAGGCUCAACUGCUCGCGCUCCGGGGAGAUCCCCUUCUACUACAACGAGCUGCAGAGCACCUUCUACCUGCCGGAGCAAGACCUCAUCUACGGCAUCUUCACCACCAAUGUCAACAGUAUUGCAGCAUCGGCGGUGUGUGCCUUCAACCUGAGCGCCAUCACUCAGGCCUUCAACGGGCCCUUCCGCUCCCAGGAGAACCCUCGCUCCACAUGGCUCCCCACCACCAACCCUAUCCACAACUUCCAGUGUGGUACCAUCGAUGACGAGGGUCCUAACGAGGGUCUGACGGAGCGCAGCCUGCAGGACGCCCAGCGGCUCUACCUGAUGAACGACGUGGUCCAGCCGGAGUCUGUCGAUCCGCUGGUCAUGCAGGACGACGUUCGCUUCUCCAACCUGGUGGUGGACAUCGUUCAGGGCAUGGACACCCUCUACCACGUCAUGUACAUCAGCACAGAAUACGGCACCAUCUUGAAGGCGCUGGCGACGCCCAAUAAGAACCUACAGGGAUGUUAUCUGGAGGAGAUGGAGCUUCUUCCGUCGGGGGUGCGAGAGCCGAUCCUGAGCCUGCAGAUCCUGCACAGCGACAGGUCGCUCUUCGUCGGGCUCAACAACAGAGUCCUGAAGAUCCCGCUGGAGAGAUGCUCCACCUACAAGACUGAGAUGCUGUGCUUGGAGGCGAGGGACCCGUACUGCGGCUGGGACUUCAGGCAGCGCAGAUGCACCACGCUGGAGGACAGCUCCAACAUGAGCCAGUGGAAGCAGAACAUCACCGUCUGUCCGCUGAGGAACCAAACCACCAACGGGGGCUUCGGGCCCUGGGCGCCAUGGCAACCCUGUAACAAUGAUGACGGGGUGGAUGGUGUGAGCUCCUGCUUGUGCCGCUCCAGGUCAUGUGACAGCCCCGCCCCUCGCUGCGGAGGCAGAAACUGCGACGGCCCCACCAUCGAAGUGUCCAACUGCUCCAGAAACGGAGGCUGGACGCCCUGGUCGUCAUGGGGACAGUGCAGCACUACCUGUGGUACGGGCUUCGAGCUGCGGCAGCGUUCAUGUAACAACCCGUCACCCCGACAUGGCGGCCGUGUGUGUGUGGGGCCGAGCAGGGACGAGAGGUUCUGUAAUGAAGGCGUGUCCUGUCCUCAGCCGAUCUUCUGGUCCCCGUGGGGCUCCUGGACCAAGUGCAGCACUGAGUGCGGGGGCGGCGUCCACUCCAGGGUCCGCACCUGUGAGAAUGGCAACAGCUGCCCAGGAUGUGCACUGGAGUACAAGGCCUGUAACCUGGAGGCGUGUCCCGAGGUGAAGAGGAACACACCUUGGACCCCCUGGAUGCCCGUCAAUGUGACUCAGGGCGGAGCUCGUCAGGAGCAGAGGAUGCGCUACAUGUGCCGCGCCCACCUGUCUGAUCCCCACGAGCUGCAGAUCGGACGCAGGAAGGUGGAGACGCGCUUCUGUCCCAACGAUGGAACAGCAGCCUGCGAGACAGACACCCUCGUCGAGGAGCUUCUGAAGACGCCGGUGGUGAGGGUGGCGGGCGCCGGCUGGUCGUCAUGGGAGACCUGGUCGAGCUGCUCGCAGAGUUGUGCCAAAGGCUACCGCACCCGACGGCGAACCUGCGCCGGACCAGAGGGGAAGAGCGCGCCUGUCGCAUGCCGUGGGUCACCUGUGGAGUACCAGGACUGUAACGUCCAGGCGUGUCCAGUAAAGGGUGCGUGGUCCUGCUGGUCGUCCUGGUCUCAGUGCUCAGUGGGUUGCGGCGGCGGUCACUACCAACGCACACGCUCCUGUAACAGCCCUGCACCCACCAGUGGAGGUGACAUCUGCAUCGGCCUGCACACUGAGGAGGCCCUGUGCAACACACACACCUGCGACGAUGGUUGUGCGGUGAGAAGGGAGCAGAUGGUGGAGACAGAGCAGCCUGUCGCUGAGCGCCAGACUGAUAGGAAAGGUGGCUGGAUGGCCUGGUCGCUGUGGUCGGCCUGUGAUGAUUCAGGAUUGCAGAUGAGGAGUCGGGUGUGUGGCGCUCAGGGCAACACCCCCUGUGUCGGGAACAGCACUCAGCGCAGAGACUGCAAUGAAAUACCUGUCAUCCUCCCUGCAUCUGGUUUUGAUAAGGAUCAACACUGCGGAGCGUUCACCUCCAUCCACCUGAUCGCCACCGGUGUUUCCUGUUUCCUGGGGGCGGGGCUGCUGUCCUUCCUCAUCUACGUCUACUGUCAGCGUUUCCACAAGCCCUCACAGGAGUCAGCCGUCAUCCACCCCACCACCCCGAACCACCUCAACUACAAGGGCAACACCACACCAAAGAACGAGAAGUACACACCCAUGGAGUUUAAGACACUGAACAAGAACAACCUGCUGCCAGAUGAAAGAUCCAACUUCUACCCAACGCCGCUGCAGCAGACAAACGUCUACACCACCACCUACUAUCCCACAGCGCUCGGCAAAUACGACUACCAGCCCAACUCCUCCCCUUCGCCAUGCAGGACCUACAACCAAAACAACAACAGCUGAGACAAGCCUCACGACCGGCUCUCUGAACCCCCCUGCCAACGGACGCCGCCCCGCUGCCAUGGUGACAUAACUGAACCGACAUGAACUGAAACGUUUCUCAGAGCUCGGCCAGGUUCCUGUGUUCAUCAUCGCCCCUCUCCUCGCCCCCGUAGUCUCUUCCACAUGGUAGGGUUUGUGUCUUUAAGGGCGUUUCUGGAACUUUCCAUCAGGAGCUGUGGGUCUGGACGACGAGGCCUGUGUCCUGGUGCAGUCUGGGACUUAUGCAACCAGCUGGGGGUGUUAUUGUAAGGGCCUGAUGGGAUACAGCAGAGUAAACUCUGAGCUUCAUGCCGGAGUCUAGUGGAAAAUUCUAGCAGGACAAGUUAUGGCUUCAGACAGAUUGCUGCGACCACACCACCUCAGCGCAGGUGCUGAGUUCACAGUCCUCAUUUACAGAGACGAACAUGAACAGAAUCUUAAUGAAACAAAAAAACAUUUCUCUGGAUGUGGGUCACUGUUUCACGCCUCUCCAUUACUAACCACACUCUCAGCCUGUAAUGAACUUUGAGUCCCUCGACAACAGAAGCAGUUACCGAGAACAAACGGCGCAUAUCCUCGUGUCCUUGCCGCACGGCGCAGAGCGAGAGAACAACACAAGAGAACAUUCAAUGAAGUCGAUGAUGAAAUAAAUUAGAGAUCAAUAUCAGCCGGGCUGUUGGGGGCGGACGCUCGCCCUCCAGUGUUGGUGUUUCACGUGACAGAAAAGAUAAGAACUUCAGAGUCACUCAAGUUUUUCGGACGGCUGUUUGGAAGACAAACGGCGUUUGUGGACAAGGACGUUGAGUCGUGAAGGGCAGAGCAGGGGGGAUUAUGGGAAGCGGUCUGAACUGUACAUAAAGCUUUGGGAAUGCCUUGGUUGCCUGUAUGCAAUAGAGGGCAGGGGCGAGAUCUGUUUUCUUUCUAUUUCUUCUGUUUAAUUUGUUUUCCCAGGAUCAAUAAAGAACUUCUGAAAGGGAAUUGAUUGAUUCUCCAAUCGAUUCUCCGAUGGACGCGUCGAUUCUACUGAGUGCUAAAUAGCUCGGUGGUCAUAUCAAAUAUGGCCAGUGUGCUGAACAACUGGAUUGGGUUUUCUAUGACGGUAGAAUAAGCUAGUAGACUGGCACUUGUUCCAUUUUUAUGUUUGUUUUUUAAGAUAUUUUGUUUCCAACACGUUGUAGCAUAGGAGGAAAUAUUUUGUUAAAUAAGAUAUAGCUGAUUAAUUCUUGUUUUCUCUAAUUUCACGUCACUGAACCAACACAUUCCUUCGCUUUGAUUUUUCACACGUUUGGUACCCGCUGCAUCUUCAGUAGAGACGCUAACACAAAGAAGAGCGUCUGUAACGAGACAUUCGGCCUCUGCUUGAGAAGAAAACAGCUAAAUUACGCUCGCUUAGCAGUUUGCCUGUGUGACAUCAACAUGAGUGCAUGUGUGUGUGGAUGUGUGUACAUGCAAACACAUGUACUCUAUCUCUGCGUGUGCGUGUGCCUGAUGGAGCAAAGGGGCUUGCUGUAUUUUGUACAAUGUAAAUGCUUUCAUACAUGAUUAUAUACGAGGAUGUUUGUUUUCUCCUCCACAUCCUGUCGUCGCUGACACUCCGGCAUUCUACUGUUUUUCUAUCUUUCAUGUUUAAGAUGUUAAUCAUUGUAAGUUAAAGCAUCGCGCCUCUGGUUCCUGUGGAGGUGGAACUGACACUAUUUAUAGUCAAAGCUUGGUUUAUAAAGGGCAUUUUCACAGCUAUAUUUUAUUAUUAUUAUUGCCUGAUUGAUGAAUGCUAACCCAGCAAUGCUUUUCAGUUCAGCUACUGUACAUGCACGAGAUGAGAGCUCUAUCUGUAUAUAGGAGCAGCCCAUCUAAUGACCCUGCAGAGGAUGGUGUAAAUGUAUCUGUAUAUUGUAUAGCUAACACUGUUUGUUUAAAAAAAGCCUUAUAGUUGUUUAAAAAAAGUGCAGCAGCUAAGUACACACCAACCAUGAGGUUUGUUUGGGGACAGAGCUCCACGAUGUGACCGAGCGCCCGCGGCUUCUGACCUCUCCCAGCUGCUCAAAUAUCAGACUCCCACAGACACAUGAAUCCAGACUGAUGAUUACUCUGUAGCACCAGACACUGUCAAAUAUUAGAGACUGAAAACAGUCACAUUUAAAGCAGAAAUUACAUUAAUGUGAUCUAAACGUCGCCUCUAUUGGCCCCGUCUGACAGCCGUGAUCUGAUUGGUCAGUUGUGAGCUCUGUCCCCUGCGAUGUGAGGCUCUGUGCCCUUCUAUGCAACUUACCAGGUGUACUGUUAGACCUGUCAUGUAGACUGUAAUCACUGCCUUUUAGACACUGUGAAUUUUUUGGUACCCUAUAUUUUUGUAUAUUGUACAUUAUAAAGGAUAAUAAACCUUGAUGCCAACACA